Molecule: messenger RNA, 3286 nt
Organism: Tachysurus vachellii
Lineage: Eukaryota; Metazoa; Chordata; Actinopteri; Siluriformes; Bagridae
Gene: gch1
Product: GTP cyclohydrolase 1
Exons: 7
Coding region: 82-870 (262 amino acids)
Biological process (GO): tetrahydrofolate biosynthetic process; tetrahydrobiopterin biosynthetic process
Cellular component (GO): cytoplasm
Molecular function (GO): GTP binding; zinc ion binding; GTP cyclohydrolase I activity
Source: RefSeq, a predicted model, not a curated record
UCCGCGCGCGCACACAACCUGACGAGAAAGAGCAACCGAGCUGAGAAACUUCAUACCAAAAGCUUGGACAUCACCACUGUUAUGAUGGAGAACUCCAAACUAAGUCAAAGAGAAAGUGAAGCCUCAUCGAGCAACGAUACGGCCCUAAAUGGAAUCUUGGACGGGAUGGAGAAGAUGCCCAAGUGGAACGGAGCAGCCAAAGAGACGUCCAAAGGUGAGAAACCCACCAGCAAGGGCAUCACCCGAGCUCCAUGUUCGUCUGUGAUGGAGAGCUGGAAGGAAGAGCGGACCCGGAGCGUGGAGGAUAACGAGAUGAGCCUACCGAGCAUCAUCGCCGCUUACACCACCAUCCUCAGGGGUCUGGGAGAAGAUCCGCAGAGACAAGGCCUGCUAAAGACGCCGCACCGGGCGGCCACGGCCAUGCAGUUCUUCACAAAGGGUUAUCAGGAGAAAAUCAUAGAUGUUCUGAACGAUGCAAUUUUCGAUGAAGACCACGAUGAGAUGGUGAUUGUGAAGGACAUCGACAUGUUCUCCAUGUGUGAGCACCACCUCGUCCCCAUCUUCGGCAAAGUCCACAUCGGCUACCUGCCGAAUAAGAGGGUGCUCGGACUCAGCAAACUGGCAAGGAUCGUCGAAAUCUACAGCAGAAGAUUGCAAGUUCAGGAACGCCUCACCAAACAGAUCGCCGUCGCCAUCACUGAAGCUCUACAGCCCGCUGGAGUCGGAGUGGUUGUCGAGGCAACUCACAUGUGCAUGGUGAUGCGAGGUGUGCAGAAGAUGAACAGUAAAACGGUGACGAGCACCAUGCUGGGCGUUUUCCGCGAGGACCCCAAAACCAGAGACGAGUUCCUCACGUUGAUCCGGAGCUGAGACGAACCAUGUGUAUAGAUCAGACAUCCUUCUUCGACAUGUCCAUCCCUCAGCAUCGUGUUGUUUGUACAUUGGCCUCUAAGUGAGGCUGUGCUGCUGUUGAGUGUAUUCUACACAGAGGCGGAUAUGGGAGAGACCUCUGUUAAACCAUCUAUCCUAGUGUUUUUGUGUGUGUGUGUGUGUGUGUGUGUGCGUGUGCGCGCGCGUUCAAAUCAUUCAUAGGUCCGUGGAUUCAAAUUCUAUUACAGCCAACAGUUUUUUUAUUGUCGUAUCAUGUUUAGAUAAACUAGAUCAAACAUUUUAACCACAUAUUUUUAUUCAUUUAUAAGAUCCAUUUAUCCAAAACCACUUAGGAACAAUAUAGUUCAAGCACCCAAAUAAGCCAGUGAGGAAUACAAAUGUCACCCAACGUCCCAAAACCGACUUCCACAGCAACCGCUGCCGUAUUUUUAUCAAAGCAUUUGUGACCUGACUCGCAUUAAAGCUGCAAUAUAUAACUUUAUUUUCUGGGAAAAAAGCAAAUUAAUCAAUUAUUGUAGAAAAAGAAUGUCUUUAAAAAAAUAUUACUAUACUGUGUAUAUAAUCUAUUUUAAUGUUUAAUUCAGACAAUAGUGAUGUAUUAAGUAACCGUCCUCUUUGUUUUUAAUUAUAGUGGUAAUAAUAAUAAUAAUAAUAAUAAUAAACAGAAGAAUCAAAGUCAUAAAAUAAAGGACGUCAUGAAAUACAGAAAAAGCCUAGAGAACAUGCACAAGACAUUCUGAUUGGCUUAAACUGAUAGGGAUAAGACAUUCUGAUUGGUUUAAACUGAUAGGGAUAAGACAUUCUGAUUGGCUUAAACUGAUAGGGAUAAGACAUUCUGAUUGGCUUAAACCGAUAGGGAUAAGACAUUCUGAUUGGUUUAAACCGAUAGGGAUAAGACAUUCUGAUUGGUUUAAACCGAUAGGGAUAAGACAUUCUGAUUGGUUUAAACCGAUAGGGAUAAGACAUUCUGAUUGGUUUAAACCGAUAGGGAUAAGACAUUCUGAUUGGUUUAAACCGAUAGGGAUAAGACAUUCUGAUUGGUUUAAACCGAUAGGGAUAAGACAUUCUGAUUGGUUUAAACCGAUAGGGAUAAGACAUUCUGAUUGGUUUAAACCGAUAGGGAUAAGACAUUCUGAUUGGUUUAAACCGAUAGGGAUAAGACAUUCUGAUUGGUUUAAACCGAUAGGGAUAAGACAUUCUGAUUGGUUUAAACCGAUAGGGAUAAGACAUUCUGAUUGGUUUAAACCGAUAGGGAUAAGACAUUCUGAUUGGUUUAAACCGAUAGGGAUAAGACAUUCUGAUUGGUUUAAACCGAUAGGGAUAAGACAUUCUGAUUGGUUUAAACCGAUAGGGAUAAGACAUUCUGAUUGGUUUAAACCGAUAGGGAUAAGACAUUCUGAUUGGUUUAAACCGAUAGGGAUAAGACAUUCUGAUUGGUUUAAACCGAUAGGGAUAAGACAUUCUGAUUGGCCUAAACUGAUAGGGAUAAGACAUUCUAAUUGGCCUAAACCGAUAGGGAUAAGACAUUCUGAUUGGCUUAAACUGAUGGCCUGAAAAAAUAAACAUAUUUGAAUCCGAUCUUAAACAUGCAAAUUGUUUCUGCAGUUCAACCAUUUUCAGUUUCCUUUGUAAUCCCAGGUCAGAGUACAGUAUUGAAACCAUGGUGUCAUUUUUGUCACGUGUCCGUGAGUAAGGUGUGUAGUUCGAUCAUCACCCAGUCUGUAUUAACUCUGUAAUUUGUAACUGAUGAACCACACUGCUAAAGAGCCACAUAGUUGUGUACUUUGUGUAAUAGUGUUACUUGAGCCUCCUACACAUGCUGUAUCGAAGGCCAUCAGUGUUUGUCCUGCCUCUAGUACAGCGAUCGUCUUCUUUCUUUUUUCCUCUGUUCAAUAAGGACCAAAGUGUGAAGUUUAAUAUAAAAAUGAAACGAUCUCAGCUCUGAUGUGUUUGUCCGCAUCACAGCAUCAUUGAUCCAAGAAAAUGUAGAUUGAAACCAUAGGCUCAAAGAAUACAGAUUACUACUUGAAUAUUUCUAGACAUAUAAAGUGUAACAUAUAGUGAAAUUUUAUACUGUGUUGUCAUCAGAACACAGGUUCAGAUGAUAUAUUAGAGUAGUUUGAUUUGGAACGUACCACCUCCAAGUCAUUCUUUUGUGUUUAAAUGAUCUAUUCAGAAGAAUGGAUACAUAAUGGUUGAUAUACGUGUGUGUUUGUGUGCACGCGCGUGUGUGUGUUUUACGUAAAUGUAAGCGAGAAAGCGAGCACUUAACAUUAGCGCUCCAGUAUUGUUCACGUGGCCUUCUUCACCAGGACUCAGUCCUGUAUACACAUCAGUGUUCAUUUACAGCAAAACGAUGUUAAGUUAAUAAGAAAAUAAAUUAAGUUUCAAAAUC